AGCACCCCGGGGCGCAGCGGACCAAUUGUGUGAAUCUGCAGGGCUGCUCGGCGACACAAUCGAAACAUGCACAGGACGGACAACAGCCGCGGACGCGCUCUGAGAAGUGGAUAAUAAAGGCACAAAAGCAAGGCUUCUGCCGAGGAACACAGCUGAGUACCAAAGAGACAAGAGAGCAGAGUGCUGAUGCACAAGUGAGAAUAAAACCACACUUUAAGCUCCUGAUGCUUUUGCAAACUCGUUUUCUGGGAGUUUGAGGGAGUUUGAAGACAGUACUUAACGUUAUCAGAUAAUUAAUUAGACACCCCAUAAGCCCGGAAAUCAAUUAAUUCACAAAUCAAUAAAUCCAUAGUCUGGUGCAACAAGAGACCUUCCAGACUGUUAGCCUGGCUGUUGAACAACAAUAACAAGAGAAGAGCAACAACACACAGGGGCAAGAAAUACAAAUUUAUUUGCUGAAAUUAAAGAUGGAUGGGAGUCUAGGGGAAAUGUCCCUCCACAGCCACCCUGAUCUGGCUCACAGCCAGGACGGCAGGGCCAUGCUGCACUCCCGGGACCUUUCAGCUGCUUUCCCCAGGCCUUCCCUUGGGGGCCCCUCCAUGUCUCUUGAGCCCGAGCCCCGUCCACCGGGCUUCGACCACUCCAUGUCUGCACUGGGCUACAGUGGCGACUCCCCAUCCAGCUCCGGCAGCACCUACACCACCCUGACUCCCCUGCAGCCCUUUGACGACAAGUUCCAUCACCACCACCAUCACCACCCCUGCCUCCCUGUCAGCAAUGUCAUCGGCAGCUUCACCCUCAUGCGUGAGGACCGGGCACACCUCAGCACCAACUUCUACAACCCCUAUGGCAAGGACCUCGCCAUGUCCCAAAGCCUGUCGCCACCCUCCACGGGUUCUGGCCUGGGCUCCUCCAUGCACGGCUAUGGGAGCUUGGGCAACAGCCCCAAUGGCAAUGGUGGUCAGAUGCUCCACGGUGGCUACGAUGUCCAUGGGGGGAGCCUCUUCUGCCGGACAUCAGAUUUUGGCCGUGAGAUGUCACCACCAGGCCUAGGAGGAGGGGAUGUGUCGGUGGGGCAUCAGCUGAACAAAAUGGAGGCUCACCAGCACGCCCCCAGCCAUCACCAUCACAUCUACAGCCAACACUACCAGCCCCACCAUCACCCGAGCCAGCAGGCCUCCAAGAUGGGCGAGCACCUGCACUCCUCAUCGUCCGCCUCAUCCUCGCCCGGUGAGGGCAUGCUGCCAGGCAGCGGAGGCGGCGCCGGGGAGGAGAUCAACACCAGGGAUGUGGCCCAGAGGAUCAUCACAGAGCUGAAGAGGUACAGCAUCCCCCAGGCCAUCUUCGCUGAGAGGGUUCUGUGUAGGUCACAGGGCACGCUGUCUGACCUUCUGAGGAACCCCAAGCCCUGGGGCAAGCUCAAGUCUGGCCGCGAGACCUUUAAGAGGAUGUCCCGCUGGCUCCAGGAGCCAGAGUUUCAAAGAAUGGCCUCGCUCCGGCUGGAGGCUUGCAAGCGGAAGGAGCAGGAGCAGAGCAAGCUUGAGCGUAACCAGGGCCCAAAGCGCACCAGGCUGGUGUUCACGGACCUGCAGCGGCGCACGCUCCUGGCCAUCUUCAGGGAGAACCACCGCCCGACCAAAGAGCUGCAGAUCACCAUAUCCCAGCAGCUGGGCCUGGAGCUCUCCACUGUCAGUAACUUCUUCAUGAAUGCCCGCCGACGCAACGUCAACAAGUGGGCAGAUGAGGGCCGUCCCUCCUCCACGGGUUCCUCAGGCUCCAGCGUUUCCUCCUCUGCAGUGUCCUGCAGCACCGCAUGAUGACGGACCGCCAAGGAGGUGUGGUGGGAAGGGCACUGAGGGAGCAAGGGGGCACACAGACUGGUCUAGGCAGAGAUCGGCCGUAAUAAAUGUCCUCCUCGUUAUCAGAAGGAACGAUGGAGCCAGCUAUUAUAGAUGAUUUAAUGAAGAUGAAGCAUUUUCCCAAACCAAAGUUGACCGCUCCCUUGAAGUAGAAGGGGGCGAUACCCAGAGUGAUAUGAUCGCAGGAUGUGAGGUCCGGCUUGUAUAGUCAAGGGUGCAAAGAUAUUUUGACUCAAAGAAGAGUCACACCCUUACAUAGACACCAUUUCAUUGCUUUAUUUUGAUUAUCUAGAUUAGAGAUAAUGAGGGUAUUACAAAUCAGGAGAAAGCAUAUUUUGGUGUACCUUCAAAUUUAUAGUCAUCUCUCCAAAUGUGAAAAAUCAAGAGGUGCCGUUUGCUCACAUCUGGAGAGCUCCAUUGUGUAACUUCUUAAUCAAGUGUUCACCAUCAUCCAAAGACGUUAAUCCUCCCCCAGUGUUCUCAUAGUCCUGUUUUUCCUCAAGAAUCAAGGUGAAAGAGGAAGAAAAGGCAUUUUUUAACUUCUCAUUUUUUUCUGAAGAACCAAAUUUCCUUUCUGAGCAUGUGUUUCCAUGGUGAUGGUUCCCAGGACUGUAUGGCGUUGCUCCAAGUUUGGAGCCUGGAAUUAUCAGGAGGUUUUUGUAGCGUCCUCGACUCCCAGCUGUCAAUCAUUUACCAUCAACAGGAGCCUUUCCUAUGUUUUGUGAAGAUGGUCCCGCCUUGAGUGAAUCAGAGUUUUCAAGGGGGAACCACAGUGCAUCUCACCAUACGCCAGGACAGAAUCAAUAAAUACAAGUACGACGCAGAAACAGACUUGUUGGUACAACUGUCUAGCUUUAAGACUCUCACCGACUUUCCAAAUGAAAGCUCCACAGCCAUUUUUGACUCAAAAUCAAGCCAAAAAAAAUUAAAAAAUUAAAAACAAACCUUUGAACAAAGGCUCUAUGGGGAAGAGAUACACCUGACACAAUGUAUAGUGACAUUGUAGUAUUUUUUUCCACUCAUUACCAAACAACUGUACACACCUCUACUCCAUUACGAAAUCUUUUUUUUACAGAUGUCUAGAAAAUGGAGGAAUGUGAUUCUUUCAGCCCUUUUUGUACAGAUUUCAAGCACAUCGCUCUAUUUAUAGAAACACGUUGGAAGUGCGGGGCAGUUUGUUUCAGCCCUGCUGACGUACAAGGUCAUUUUUUUGGUCCACAAAGGAAAGGCUUUAACAUGCCUCCUUAUAGCCAAUAGUUAAAUCAGACUAAGAACGUUUCAAAUGCAAUUGCUGAUCUGAUCAAUGUAUUUAUUACUGCAUUUGUGUAUUUAUUGUUUUCCCUUUUUCUUUCCUCUCUCUAUUUAUUUGGUUAUUUAUUUAUGCUAUCUAUAUACUGUAAGUAUUUAUUUAACAAUGCUCUGUAUGUCUGUGUGAAACUGAAGACUUUUUCUGAUGGGCACUUUUAGCUGUAGAAUCCCAUCGUAAUACCAAAGAUAAACAUUGCCUCCCUGAAUGUACGGCCUGAAUCCCUAGACCCAGUACCCUAUCCCAACCCGACCCACCCAGUGAUGUUACGUAUCUCUCUCUAUCUUUAAGGCCUGGCCUUUGUUUUUGUUUUUUGUAGAAUAAUGGGGAUUUCUUUACUCUUGCAAAUGUCUCUGCGGUCAGCUCUUAAUGCCAAGGCCAAAUCUUGUUUGAGUGUUGUGAUAAUAUUUAAAAUUAAUAAUACUAUGAAUAGUAACACUACUGAUAACAAUAAUGAUAAUGAUAAUGACGAUUAUGAUGUGGCAUCCGGGCAUCCCAUAGGUUCACAGGUUGCUUGUGAAGUUGCGUUCAGGCCAAUGCCAUCUGGCAGAGUGUGUAAAGUGUCCCGGGACCCACUUCAAGCGUCGUCUGAAGGAACCAUUGAGUGCUAGUCCUUCAGGGUCACAUGCAAACAUGUGUGUUGUGUGUCUGCCUGGGGAAAUGCAUGGUUGUGACCCCCCCAACCCUCCCAUCUCCCUCACCUGCCCAACUCCCAAAUGCAGUGCAGACACUCCUAUUUAUGUCCUCUCUCUGUCCUCCACAUGCCAAGCAUUUCUGCCAGUUGUCUCAGUUCCAAGUGGAUUCCUGGUCUUCUGGAGUUGUGAAGGUGUGUUUCUCAUCUUCUGGGGAUCUUGGGUUUAUGUACCCGGGUUUCUGAAGGUCUUAGGGAUUGUUCCGGCCUUUUAGGGUCUUCUGUCUGGGGUUCUUUUGAUUUGAUCCUCAUAUUCUAGGAAUCUCUGAUUCGAUUGCAAGGCCUCUUGGGCUUGUAAGAGUUUGUUCCUCAUCUUGUAGGAAUCUUUGAUUUUGUUGCAAGGCUUCUGGGGCUCGUAGGGUUUGUCACUGGCCCUGUAGAGUUUGUUCCAGCUACGCUAGGAUUCUUAGGGUUCCUCCAGCAAUUUCCACAGGCAUUGAUUUGCCAGCGUUUUGCAUUGUGGAUGGCUAAAUCAGGAGAAACUCAACCAAGAUCUGAUUCUCUGACCCCUGUGUAAAUGCUGCCAAAGAGUGGCGAGACUAGCUUGGCUGUUUUCCGCCCUCCUUCUCUCUCUCUCUCUCUCUCUCUCUCUCUCUCUCUCUCUAUGGGUUUUUUUUCUCUCUCUUUCUCUGUCUUUAACGUAUGAAGGGGCGGAUUGCCAGGGCCCCCUUCACAGCGUGCACUUGAAAGACGGGCGGUCAUGAAAGAGGCCAUCGACUUUUUUGCGGACUUCAAAGGGGAGGCUUU
Molecule: messenger RNA, 4603 nt
Organism: Micropterus dolomieu (smallmouth bass)
Lineage: Eukaryota; Metazoa; Chordata; Actinopteri; Centrarchiformes; Centrarchidae
Gene: onecutl
Product: one cut domain, family member, like
Exons: 3
Coding region: 468-1817 (449 amino acids)
Biological process (GO): regulation of transcription by RNA polymerase II
Cellular component (GO): nucleus
Molecular function (GO): DNA-binding transcription factor activity, RNA polymerase II-specific; RNA polymerase II cis-regulatory region sequence-specific DNA binding
Source: RefSeq, a predicted model, not a curated record